Messenger RNA from Closterium sp. Yama58-4, 1005 nucleotides. The record is from the annotation of a GenBank genome assembly. Lineage: Eukaryota; Viridiplantae; Streptophyta; Zygnematophyceae; Desmidiales; Closteriaceae.
AUGGCCGCAACAAUCUCGUCUCACUCUCUAUCUGGCAUCAAAUCCACACCUGCCGCGAAGCAAACCCAGCUUCAACGCCAACUUCAAACAGCAAGCAGAGUUUCGCUAGCUCCUGUCUCUAUCUCAGCUCCGCGAUUCGCGGCGGGAUUUCAGGGACGAUGGAGCGCAUCCGGCGGCGCGACGACCCGAGCUUUGGCGGUCGACGCGCAACUCGAGGGAGCGGCAGCGCCGGCUGCGGAGGCGACGGAGCGGCCUGUGAUGCUUGAAGUGAAGGGCCUGAAAGCCGUUAUUGCUGAAUCCGGAAAAGAAAUUCUUCAUGGCGUCGACCUCUGCAUUCGCGAAGGCGAGGUGCACGCCAUCAUGGGGAAGAACGGCUCUGGAAAGAGCACUCUCUCUAAGGUGCUGGUGGGCCACCCCGACUACGAGAUCACGGGUGGGAGUGUGACGUACCGCGGGGAGGAUCUUUUGGAGCUGGAGCCGGAGGAGCGCAGCCACGCGGGCGUGUUUCUGUCCUUCCAGUCGCCUGUUGAGCUGCCCGGAGUCAACAACGUCGACUUCCUGCGCCUCUCGUGCAACGCGCGCCGGGCAGCUAAAGGGCUGCCCGAAAUGGAACCUCUCGAGUUCUACGGCUUCCUCAGCCCCAAACUCGAGGAGCUGAACAUGGACCUCAAGUACCUGCAGCGCAACGUGAACGAGGGCUUCAGCGGCGGCGAGAAGAAGCGCAACGAGAUCCUGCAGCUCGCCGUGCUGGACGCUGAGCUGGCCAUCCUGGAUGAGAUCGACUCGGGGCUGGACGUGGACGCGCUGAGGGAUGUUGCUACGGCUGUGAACUCCCUGAAGCGGCCGGACAAAGCCGUGCUGAUGAUCACCCACUACCAGCGGCUGUUGGAUUACAUUCGCCCCGACUACAUUCACAUCAUGGAGCAAGGCCGCAUCGUGCUGACUGGCGAUGCAUCUCUGGCGUCACAGCUGGAGGAGAAGGGCUAUGCAGGCAUUCAGAGCUAG